UUUAUAACAUCCGUUUGUUUCUCUUUCAAUGGUAGAAUUUUAUAUUCUCUCUCCGUAGACUUGACUUGGUAAGCACUGUAUUCAUAACACAAUCACAAAGAAACACCAUAGAACACACAAGUCAGUGUGAGUCAUGCUAUGCCGUAUUCAUGGAGUUUCUCAGAUCUUUGAAGAAGGAGGACAUUUUGGAUCUCCUUUCUCAUGACUUCUGUUCCCACUGUCAGACUCUUCUCCAUUCUCGGAUCACAACGCUACGCAAAAGAAAGGUAGAUGAAAUUUGCUCUCUGGAUGAUGAAGGCUUUGAGUCUUCCGGGGACCAUGUUGUGGAAAUGUCCUUCAACGAUGAUGCUUCAAAUUCAGAGUCUUUGACUAAAAGAAAUGAAAGUCUGAGGAACUGUUCGCAGAGGCGUGAUUCUGAUACUUCAGUGAAGGAUGAUGAGAAACGCGUUUUCGGUUCUUCACCUGGGAAUUUGGUAGGCUGCAAGCAAUCUGAUUUUGAGCUGUUGUUAAAUGAUGGGAUUUGUGAAGGUUCUUCAUUCAAAAAUGGGUUAUCGGAGGAAAGAAAAGAGCAAAUAAGGUAUUCUCUGGUUUGCAGCCAAAAGGACUUUAGCUUAAUUGAAAGGAUAAAUGGUAGACACAUAAAUGUGCUCCAGGGGCUUGAACUUCACACUGAAGUUUUCAAUGAGCUGGAGCAGAGGAAAAUCGUUGAGUGGAUAUACAGAUUGCAAUGGAGGGGACAACAAGGGAAACUUAAAGAUCGAACAUAUUCAGAACCAAGAAAGUGGAUGCGUGGUAAGGGACGUGUGACAAUACAAUUUGGCUGCUGUUACAAUUAUGCAGUGAACAAAAGUGGUAUCCCUCCUGGCAUAAUGAGAGAUGAAGAAGUUGAUCCAUUACCACCUGUGUUCAAGCAAAUGAUAAAGAGGAUGGUUAGGUGGAAUAUAAUUCCUUCCUCAUGCAUUCCAGAUAGUUGCAUUGUGAACAUAUAUGAAGAAGGAGAUUGCAUUCCUCCUCACAUUGACAAUCAUGAUUUUAUGAGGCCAUUUUACACCGUCUCAUUCUUGAGCGAGUGUAAAAUAUUAUUUGGUUCAAACUUGCAAGUUGUUUCUGCGGGAGAGUUUGCAGGUCCUAUAUCCCUUUUUUUGCCUGUUGGGUCAGUGUUCGUUUUGAAUGGCAAUGGGGCUGACAUUGCUAAGCACUGUAUUCCAUCUGUGUCAUCAAAAAGAAUUUCUAUUACUUUUAGAAAGAUGCAGCCGAACAAGUUACCGUAUAAGUUUUCACCCGAUACUGACUUAGUGGGAAUCAAGCCACUUGUCUUUUCAUCUCUGAACAAAUCAGAUAAAGCACAAGAUGAAGUUAGGAACCUAAAUAUUCAACAACAACAACACAAGGCUGACAGUGUUGAAUCUGAAUCAGAUAAAGUUUGGAACACCAAGAAGACAUCGUUCCGUGUAAAAUAAAUUACUCUUCGCCUUGGAAGAUCAAGAAAGAUGAAGAUCAAUAAAUGUAACAGCUUCAGGGCCCUUGUUUUAAUUUUAUCUUACCAUUGUUUGUCUUAAUUUUUCACAGUGAAAAACUAUUAAGUCUGGAUGAAACUCCAAAUAAAGAGUUAUUCAUUCCUGUAAA
This is a messenger RNA of Vigna unguiculata (cowpea), 1626 nucleotides long. Its product is annotated as RNA demethylase ALKBH9B-like. Gene Ontology annotation, molecular function: demethylase activity; mRNA binding. Lineage: Eukaryota; Viridiplantae; Streptophyta; Magnoliopsida; Fabales; Fabaceae. The record is from RefSeq and is a predicted model, not a curated record. Gene Ontology annotation, biological process: mRNA catabolic process.